AGGAUUUGGAACUUUGGGAUUCAGAUCCAGAAGAAUUUGGUAAGUUUUAGAUUUCGUAAUUUUUUGAGAUCCUAUAGCUUAACCAAAAAUUAUGAGAUUGGAAAUUACAGGGCCUUUUUUAACUGUAUAACUGGGGCAGCCAAAGCCCCCAGCCCCCAUGGUGGCCCCACAGUCACACCCCUCCCCCUAGGGGUGGAAAAAUACGAACAUUUUCUGGGAGGGGGAUACGACACCACACCUAACUUUUUGUCACCAAUAACCAUUUCUAGUCUCCACACUCAGUAAGGUUGAUGCACCUUUUUCUGUUGAUGCCCCCUCCCAACUGGUGAAUUCUUAAAAAAGGCCCUGUCUUAUUACUUGGCCUUCUAUAUAUGCAUCACAUGUGAUUUUUGUAUGAUAUCUUCACAGACAACGAAGAAAUCGGCGAAUCUUGGCGUUACCAGUUAAGGGUAUGAAAUUAAUUUUGUUUAAAUACGACGAUAUCCACAAUUUUAAACUUUUGAUCAAUAUGGUAAACGUAAAAUUAUUUUAUAUUUCAGCCAAGUACGGAGAAGCUUUUACUUUCAUUAUUCAAAGAGUUUCGCCCUCUGGUGACUCCAGUCAUUGUUAACAUCAUAACUUCCGUACAAAGUAAGUAAAAUUCUCAAAAUUUAUUAGGCACUUGUCCAGGGUUCGUACAAAACUUGAAAGUCCUUGAAUGUCCUUGAAUUUGAAAACAAAAAUUCAAGGCCUUGAAUGUCCUUGAAUUUGUAAAGAAGUACUUUGAAAGUCCUUAAAUUUUUCUUGCUUUAGUUUUUGGAUAUUUUCUGAAAUUGUUUGACAUUCAAGACGGACAUUUUGUUGAACUGAUUUUGCAUGUUCAUAUCUGACCUCAUUAUAAAGUUACGUUUUGAACAAUUCAACGUCAGAUUUUGCUGAUUUCUAACGCCAGUAUUUAGUCCUUGAAUUUGCUGAUACAUGGCCUUGAAUGUCCUUGAAAAGUCCUUGAAUUUGACUCUUCCUUCCAUGUACGAACCCUGAGUGUUGUCUUUAAUAAUAUAAAAUUUACAAUAUACAAAAAGGCAAGACCAAUACACAAUAAACUAUUUUGUCUUUCAGCAUCAUAGCUAAAAAACUAUAAAACACAUUAAUGCGAAAAUGUAUGGGACUAAUUCACAUUACCCAAGGAGAAAUUGAUUAAAUUUUGGUGAAAUUUGAAUGUAAAUUGAAUGAGAAAGUAGCAAAACGUUGUCCAGCUUUCCUGGCAGAGCAAAUUGAAUACGUAAUUAGCUCAUUGUAUAAUUUUGCAUGAUGCAUUACUUAAUUCGCUGUUGUGUGCGGGGUUUUCUCAUUUAUUGUGAGUUAUAUAUGGCAAUUUUAUAAAAUAAACUUGUUCAUUAAUUAUAUUUUUUUCUGUACACAGAUUUACCAGCAAGUGAAGAUUUUGGAAUUUUGGUGCAGAAGGAAGCAGGUUUGGGAGAGUUUUCUGUGCAAGUUUUUUUGUCAAUUUCCAGUAGUUAUUAAUUAUUUGUUCUCUUCUGUUAACUUUUCCAGUUUAUAAUGUUGCUGGGUUAUGCUCGUAUGAUCUGUUCGACGAGAUAAACUUUGAAGAAUGGUUCUCGCAAGGCUUGGUAAAAGAACUGCAGAAUAAAUCACCCAAGUAAUUGUUUAUAUUUUGCUAUAUAUUUUGUAAACACUAUAUAUUAGUCUUUACUGAGGGGGUCUUUAUACUCUCUAAGAAGUCAUUUUCGGAAACGAAGUCUCUUAAAUGUGUGUUUUUUUUCAAUUCCUAGCUACAGGAUUAUUCGUCGUCGAGUGAUCUGGCUUAUAGGAAGGUGGAUAAAUGUGAAGCUAUCUCCUCCAUAUCGUCCAACGUUGUAUGAAAUUAUCAUCAAUCUCAUGAACGAGUCGGAGGAUUUGGUGGUCAGUAUCGUUACCAAUAAAUACUAUCGCCUGUAUUCUAAAAGCUCACACUCAAUGAGUGGAGGUUCAAUCUGAGCUUCUCUUGAGUGUCAAUGCUGUUUUUGAAUAGCCGAAGGGUGAGUAGUUACCGAGUAAGGUAUGAUACUAGCCCUCCAGCUAUUCAACUGAAAACAGCAUUGACACUCUAGAGAAGCUCAGAUGGAACCUCCACUCAUUGAGUGUGAGUGAGCUUUUAGAAUACGGGCGAUUGACUCGAUGUAAAUUUUGUAACAUUUGUGUGGAAUAAACAAGAUAAAAUUUGUUUUAAUUUCUUUUUUCAUUUAGGUUAGGCUUAAUGCAUCUAAAACGUUGCAAUCUGGUAUCCUUUUCAUAAAGAGCACUCUAAAAUAAGCAAAGCUUUCGACCCGGAAGCUUGCAGCUUCAUCAGUGCAAGUAAAUAUUUUGUUGUUGUUGUUGUUGUUGUUGUUAUUUUUUUCUUGACAAGAGAUUUAGCUGUGGAUGAUUUUGAAUUUAGAACUGAGGAAUUUUUGCCGGUAAGGGCAGCAUUCCAUUUAGGCGUUUUUCAUAUGCACGAAAAAGUUUCAAUCCAUUGUUAAUGUGAUGUUAUUUAUGAAAUGACUUAAUGAAUCACCGGGAAAAAAUGUGAAAUCCAUACUAUGAAAUUUACAAUUGCACCACUAAAUCCAUAGUAUAUCCAUACUAUUUCGAUACUACUGUAUAUCCAUACUAUGGAAAUAUACAAUUAUUAUGGAUAACCAAAAUCCAUUCUAUUUCCAAUGAAGGUCCACACAAUUUCCAUUCUAUGGCUUUCUAUGGAUUUUCAAUUUUUUUCCAGUUGUAAUAGUAAACAUUGCAUAUAUAGGUAUAAUUAUAGACGGAAUUAUCGUCAGUUAUCGUCAUUUAAAUUCAAUCUCGGUAAUAUUUUGUGUUUCAGUAUUUAGAAGCAAGUGUUUCUCUUCUGUUUAAACUUCUGUGCGAUGCCAAAGAAUGUGACACAAAGGUAUGGUUCCAAUACGGUGCGCUGGACCUAGUUCAUGAUGGGCGUGUUAGACAUAUAAUGUGUUUUGCAAAUUACUAACCAUCGCCCUUCUCUAUAGAUGCACAUUUUAUUCGUUAUGUCGAUGGUUAUUGAACGAGUUGGGCCAAAGGUGAAGCCUAACUUUUUUGUGUGGCUACUUUUUUUUUAACUUUGUGUUAACUACUAGUCUAGAACAUUAUAAAAAAUUCCUGGAAUUACAAAUCGUCUGUUGGUAGCACAGUGACAGUACAUGUACCUUUCUGCAUUGUCUGAUUAUAAUUUUACCUCGGUCAUGUGUGAAAGAAUGUCAGUAUGACUCUACCAAAUACCACAGGUUUUCUUCGGUCGCAACAGUUUCCCCCUGUAGUAACACUGGAUCAAUAAGAGAUGAUCUUUACAGGACCUCUAGGAAGAACAGUUUAGAACUGAUAGAGCAAUCUAGUAUAAAUAAAUAAAGUUAGUUUAGUUUAGGUUUCCUCCUGUAGUAACACUGGAUCAAUAAGAGAUGAUCUUUACUGGACUUCUAGGAAGAAUCCAGUAUAAAUAAAGUUAGUUUAGGUUUCCUCCUGUCAAUGGAUCAAUAAAAGAUGGCUCGUAUACUAGACCUGUAUGGAGAACACUUUAGAACUGACAGAGUUAUUCGUAUCAAUGAAGUUUAAAUAUUUUAUGUUUCAAUGACUUUUAGAUCAGGCCAUACGUCGCAUCAUUAGCUGGGUAUCUUCCCAAACUAUGGAUUGAAUCCGAAGAACACAAUAUGCUACGAUGUUCGAUUCUUACUACUCUCACUUUUAUAGUUAAGG
This is a messenger RNA of Paramuricea clavata, 3720 nucleotides long. The record is from the annotation of a GenBank genome assembly. NCBI's taxonomy places the organism in Eukaryota, Metazoa, Cnidaria, Anthozoa, Malacalcyonacea, Plexauridae.